GGGGCGGGGGCUGGCUUAAUGGAUAGGCACUUACUCGAGCAAGAAGACCCAAGUUUGGAUCCCCAGAACACAAUGGCUGAGCAGGUGGGGCAUCCACCUUCAAUCCCAGCUCUCAGGGAGUUAAGCUGGCUAGCUAAAACUACAAUCAGUGAGCUCUGGGUUCAAUGGAGAUACCCUGCCUCAGAUUUUCUGAGGAAGAUAUCCAGCAUUAGCUUCAGGCUUCCCCAGAAAUGCACAUGUACACAUACGUAAAAUUAUCUUGCAAACCCCCCACCCAAUGGACAAAACAAAGAGCUUCCAGGUUAUAAAGAACCUGGACUGGAGAACAGAUCGUCACCCUAGAAAUCUCACUCUCACGCCCGAAAGCCCGCCCCCACACGAGAGGCUGGCCUUUUGGGCAAACCUGCUCCUUGGGAGGGGAGGUAGCAAAACCUGUUUGAAGAUGAGGUUACCUCCCUUCCACACCUCCUGCUCCCUAGACACAAGAACAGCAGCUGGGACAGAAAGGGAGACAGUGGUGGGGGCCAGGACCACAGCCUCCUACCCUUCGUAAAGUGUCCUCAGAGCCCAGGACGGCCGGUGAGGAUGGGAACUAUACAAGAAACAUUACAAGUAGGGGCUGGGGAGAAGGCAGGAGCCACAGAGCCAGGAGCAGCCCUGAGACCUGGAGAGCUGGAACUGAGGGAAGAAUGGCAAGACGAAGAGUUCCCCAGAUUGCUUCCUGAGGAGGCUGGCCCGGAUGGAGAUCCUGAAGACCCUCAGACAGACUCCCAGGCAGGUACCCCCAGCACUCUGGCCCUGUGUGGCCAGCGCCCUAUGCGAAAGCGUCUUUCUGCCCCAGAACUGCAGCUGAAUCUGACUGAGGGAACUGGAGAAACUGGAGCUUCUCCCACCCACUCCGAGUCUUCUUCCUCGGAUGGCAGCUUGGACCUGGAGGUGGAUGAGUUGGAGACGCCUUCAGACUCUGAGCAGCUCGACAGUGGACAUGAAUUUGAAUGGGAAGAUGAUUUGCCUCGGGCAGAGGGCCUGGGGGCCAGUGAGGCAGCUGAGAGGCUGGGCCGGGGAUGUGUGUGGGAUGUGGCUGGAGAAGACGGUCAUCGAUGGAGAGUGUUCCGAACUGGGCAGCGAGAGCAGCGAGUGGACAUGACCACCAUCGAGCCCUAUAAGAGAGUGCUGUCUCAUGGAGGUUACCAUGGUGAUGGCCUCAAUGCUGUCAUCCUCUUUGCUUCCUGCUAUCUACCCCGAAGCAGCAUUCCCAACUACACCUAUGUCAUGGAACACUUGUUCAGGUAUAUGGUGGGAACUUUGGAGCUGCUGGUAGCUGAGAAUUACCUGCUAGUUCACUUGAGUGGAGGCACAAGCAGGGCCCAGGUGCCACCCCUGAGCUGGAUCCGCCAGUGUUACCGCACCUUGGACAGGAGGCUUCGGAAAAACCUUCGAGCCCUGGUGGUUGUCCACGCUACGUGGUAUGUGAAGGCAUUCCUGGCACUGGUUCGGCCCUUUAUCAGUUCCAAGUUCACACGAAAGAUCCGAUUUCUGGACAGCCUUGGGGAGCUGGCCCAACUCAUCUCCCUAGAUCAAGUGCACAUACCUGAAGUUGUCAGACAGCUGGACCAGGAUCUCCAGGGCUCAAGAGGCACCUAACAGGGAACCAGACAAAGGGCGGUAGCCGUGGGCCCAGAUGGUGAUGGCUCUGCACACUGGAGUUAUUAUGUAAACCAUCUUAUCCUGCCCCGCUCCAAUUCCACCAGGUCCUCGAUUCUCGGUGUGAUGUCUUUUUCUGGACACUGCCUUCAGGCUGGGACUUGAGGAUGGGAACCCAUAUGUGGGUGGCUUGCACUUCAGCUGUCCAGCAGGAAGACUGAGUGUGGCAUUUGAAGUGCAGAACUCUAGGUUUUAAUUCUCCUUUAGCUAUAAAAUAUGUGGAUCUCAUUUUCCUUCUCUGUAAUCUAACCCUUUGGGAUCCUUCCCAUCUUGGUUGCCUUAGCAGUCUUUUGAGGGGAGGUGGAGGGAAAGUUAGGGCUUAGCCAACAGCCACAGCCAGUCUGUCUGCUAGGAGCCGGAGCCCAGGAGCCGGCUUGCAGAAUGCUGAAGAACCCAACCCCUUUAGUCUGCUGCCUGUGAUUCUGGGAAGGACUGCUGUCAAAAGCUGUGUUUUCUACACCUGUUAGUAAAGUCAGACCUGUGGCCUUUAAUAAACCGAUGAGAGAUUUAA
Molecule: messenger RNA, 2215 nt
Organism: Mesocricetus auratus (golden hamster)
Lineage: Eukaryota; Metazoa; Chordata; Mammalia; Rodentia; Cricetidae
Gene: Bnipl
Product: BCL2 interacting protein like
Exons: 10
Coding region: 586-1644 (352 amino acids)
Biological process (GO): apoptotic process
Cellular component (GO): cytoplasm
Source: RefSeq, a predicted model, not a curated record